This is a messenger RNA of Acomys russatus (golden spiny mouse), 1968 nucleotides long. RefSeq names its product CD4 molecule (gene Cd4). Gene Ontology annotation, molecular function: coreceptor activity; protein tyrosine kinase binding; MHC class II protein binding. Gene Ontology annotation, biological process: cell adhesion; positive regulation of ERK1 and ERK2 cascade; T cell activation. The record is from RefSeq and is a predicted model, not a curated record. NCBI's taxonomy places the organism in Eukaryota, Metazoa, Chordata, Mammalia, Rodentia, Muridae. Gene Ontology annotation, cellular component: membrane raft; external side of plasma membrane.
CUUCCAUGCUGUGAUUAUUGAUUCAGAUCCCCAGCGACUCCAGCCCUUCCUACCUCAGCAAGGCCACCAUGUGCCGAGGAGUCACGUUUAGGCAGUUGCUCCUGGUGCUGCAGCUGUCACAAUUCGUAGCUGUCACUCGAGGGAAGACCGUGAUAGUGGGCAGAGAAGACACUUCAGUGGAACUCCCCUGUCAGGGUUCCCAGCGAAAGAGCACAACCUUCAACUGGAAGCUCCCUGACCAGACGAAGAUUCUGGGAAAUCAGAAUCCUAUCUUUCUCUUUAAAGGUACAAUUCCCUCUCCAGGCAAGCGGUUUAGCAAUUUUGAUUCCCACAAAGCUGAUUGGGAUAGAGGGUCAUUUCCUCUCAUCAUCAAUAAACUUAAGAUGGAAGACUCUGACACUUAUAUCUGUGAGGUGGAGAACAGGAAGGAGGAGGUGGAGCUGUGGGUAUUCAGAGUGAGCAUCAAGCCGGGUACCAGCCUGCUGGAGGGGCAAAGCCUGACCAUGACCUUGGAUACCAGCCCUAAGGUUGCUAACCCCUCAAUAGAGUGCAAAGGCCCAGGGAAUAGAAUUGUCAAGAACGCCAAAGUUCUCUCCGUGCCCGACCUAAGGACUCAGGACAGUGGCUCCUGGCCCUGCACUGUGAGCCUGAACCAGAAAGAGAAUAAGUUCAGCAUAAAAAUCUUGGUGCUGGGUUUCAAGAAGGCAUCUACCACAGCCUACAAUAGUGAGGGGGAGUUAGCGGAGCUCUCCUUCCCACUCAACAGUGAAGUAGAAGACUUGAAGGGAGAGCUGACCUGGAAGGCAGAGAAGGCCUCCUCCGUGCACCGCUGGGUCACCUUCUCCAUAGAGAACAAGAAAGUAGUACAGAAAACAGCUGCUGACCACCUCAAGCUCCAGCUGCUGGAGACGCUCCCGCUCGGGCUCAAGAUACCCCAAGUCUCUCUUCAGAGCGCCGGUUCUGGAAACCUGACCCUGACUCUGGACAAAGGAACACUGCAUCACAAAGUGAACCUGGUGGUGAUGAAAGUGGCUCAGCAUGACGACACUUUGACGUGUGAGGUGACAGGACCCACUACCCCCAAGAUGACACUGAGCCUGCAGCAGGAGAAUCAGCCUGCCAGGGUCUCUGAGCAGAAGAAAGUGGUCCAAGUGCCAGCUCCUGAGGCAGGGAUGUGGCAGUGUCUACUGACUGACGGGGGAGAGGUCAAGAUACACUCCAAGAUCCAGGUUUCUUCCACAGGUUUGUUGAACCAGAAUCAUCCUAAGUUCCUGGCUGUCGUGCUCGGGGGCACCUUCAGCUUUCUGGCUUUCAUUGGGCUCUGCAUUCUCUGCUGUGUCAAAUGCCGGCACCAACAGCGCCAGGCAGCACGGAUGUCUCAGAUCAAGAGGCUCCUCAGUGAGAAGAAGACCUGCCAGUGCCCCCACCGGAUGCGGAAGACUCAGAAUCUCAUCUGAGGCCUAGGCCUCACCUGCAGCCAGCCUACCAGCUGUGGCCUGUCUCUCUCGUUGCCUGAGGCCUGCGGACCUAACGAAUGUAGCCAACCCAGCGUCUCUGGCCUCUUGCUCUCCUCUUCCACAACUGGCCACUGUCUCUCUCCCUCUAUUCCCAAGCCCACCAGCAGAGCUUGCUCUCUACUUUUUGGACCCUUAAACACACACCAAUUAUUCUUCCCAGCUUCCUUUUCACCAGAAGCUCGGCCCUCCUCUGACUGUCCCUCUGGGACCACAUCAGCUGUCUGCUUGGAUCUAUGGGCUGUGAGCAGAACCAGCCCUACCUGGCACAGAUGGUGUGGGGUGGCACACAGUUUACAAGAGAGGGUUCUGGGACCAAACCGAGCGAGGGCCUUGUGUGCAGAUCAAACACCCUUGGGACAGACGCAGACCCAAAGGCUACUGAAGUCAACUUCAGUUUCCCAUACCACCUGCUUCUUACUUUUGUACUGGCAAGACCAGACUCACAUUCUGG